This is a messenger RNA of Selaginella moellendorffii, 1224 nucleotides long. Its product is annotated as probable transaldolase. Gene Ontology annotation, cellular component: intracellular anatomical structure. The transcript is spliced from 10 exons. The coding region runs from base 13 to 726 and encodes 237 amino acids. The record is from RefSeq and is a predicted model, not a curated record. Lineage: Eukaryota; Viridiplantae; Streptophyta; Lycopodiopsida; Selaginellales; Selaginellaceae. Gene Ontology annotation, biological process: carbohydrate metabolic process.
UACUCUGUGUCUAUGGCGUCAUUGAGCUCAAGCAGUGGAUCGAUGCGCUUGUUCGUGGAUUCCUCGGACAUUCAAGCUUGGAAGAAAUGGCUUCCAACGGGCGUUUUCUACGGGGUUACAACAAAUCCGUUGCUCCUCAGAGAAUCAAAUGUAGCAUGUCAAACUAAAAGUAUCGGCGUUCUUUCGAACCAAGCACUUCGCCUGGGGGCAAAAGAGAUACACUUGCAAGCCUGGGGAAAAUCUUCGGACGCGCUGCUGCGUACUGCCUCAGAGCUCGCCAGCAUUGACAGCUCAGUCGUGGUACAAAUCCCUGCAACUUAUGAGGGCUUGAGAGCUGCCAGCAAACUCAAGGAUAUGGGAGCUCGUAUUGCGUUGAUUAUAUAUUCUAUGCAUCAGGCGCUCUUAGCUCUGGGGAUCGGUGCAGAAUAUGUGACUCUGGACGUUGGCAAGUCUCCCUCUGACGAAGAAUCGAAAGCGAAAAUGUGCAGCAGCGUUCAGGGCCUGGUACGUCGGGCAAGCGGUACAACCAAGCAGCUCGUGGCCAACGUACUCAGCUUGGACGAGUUGACAACUUGUUUAGUGGCGUCAUCACCAGCAAAUCAAGCUAAUUCCUUCGCUUUGACGCCAUCCGCCAUAGGGGAGCUGUUUGCGGACAAAUUCACCGAAGACAUGGUAAACGAGUUCGAAGCCGCGGCAUCAAAGAACAAUUUCAGCUUGUUUCUUUGACGGACAGGGGAAGGGCAAGCUGAGAUAAAACUAUACACGGGCUUGUCUUCGCAUUCACAUGCAGACGAGCGCUGCUCUUCCUUACUUGCGAAGAAAGCCGCUGCUGGCCAUGUUGCAUCCACCGCUCAACUUGUACUUAAGCUCCGUAGCUGAGAAUCAAAGCUCAUGUGGCCAAAGGGACGAUUUUCUUCUCCGGUUUCGUUGUUUUCCUGCUCGUCCCUGGUAACUUUUUAUUCUCUGUACCGAUCCAUGGGGCCUGCUGCGAUGCUGGCUGGACUGGCAUUCGACUUUUCCCAGCAGCUUUUAGUUUUAUAAGGAUCAAAGUGGGGGGGAAUGCACUCUCGAUCAUUGCAAUGCGGCGCGGGGAAGCGAGAAUUUUGAGACGAAAAGACGAGUCAAGCAAAGGCAAGGCUUUCGUGAUACUCUUGUUUAACAAUGCCUUGUCUCUCUCGGGUACAUCCACUUGAGAAGGAAAGAAAGAGAGAUCAUUUGCCGGAA